Molecule: messenger RNA, 3569 nt
Organism: Cloeon dipterum
Lineage: Eukaryota; Metazoa; Arthropoda; Insecta; Ephemeroptera; Baetidae
Product: importin-4-like
Exons: 18
Coding region: 113-3412 (1099 amino acids)
Biological process (GO): protein import into nucleus
Cellular component (GO): nucleus; cytoplasm
Molecular function (GO): nuclear import signal receptor activity; small GTPase binding
Source: RefSeq, a predicted model, not a curated record
CGACGUAAUAAAAGUAAGAGACUCGUGUGAGAGAGCGUGUUCGUUUCUUCCUUCGUCUUCUUGGCGAAAGUAAUAAUUAGCGUAGAUCUUGCUGAAGGAACAGUGCGGCACAAUGUCAUCACUCGAAGCCACCAUCGAAAAGGUCCUGCUUUCAGAUUCUGCCAAAAUCUCGGAGGGAACCGAAGAGCUGAAAGUGGCGUUCAAAAGCGCCGACAUCAUCCCGGCCCUGUGCCAGGUUCUCGGAUCGUCGGUGAAGCAGGAUGUGCGGCAGUACGCCGUUGUCCUGAUCCGAAAGCAUUUAAACCGCAAAAAGCACUGGGUACAACUCAAGGCUGAUGUGAAGAAAGGUUUGAAGGAGGGGCUCAUCCAGUACCUGAUCUCUGAGCCAGUGAAAAGCGUCAAAUCGUCGAUUGCCCAGCUGAUGGGGGUGAUUGCCAAGCACCAGAAGCAGCUGGACAGAGACUGGCCUGAGCUGUUGCAGCUCUUCCAGAAUUUCAUCACCAAUAAUGACCCUCAUAAGCAGGAGAUUGGAACCCUGGCCCUAAAAAAUGUCUUGGACACUUGUGCUGGGUCAGUAGCCACGUUUCUGCCAGCCUUCUGCAUCCUGUUCAAGCAUGUGCUGGAAACGUCGACCAACCUGGCCUCUGACACUGUCUACAACACUAUCGUCGGCAUGAAACACCUCAUUCCCCUGCUCAGUGAGCAGAAGUCGUGCAUCAGUUCGUAUGCAAAUCUGCUCCCUGGAACGCUGGCUGCGGCGAACGCGAUGGCUUCCAUUAACGAGGACAAGGCGAUCGAGGAGUUGGGCAUUUUGGAUGAGCUGCUCGAGGAGCACGCCUCUGUCCUCGGCCAGCACCUGCAACUCAUCAUCACCGCCUGCAUGCAGAUCGCACUCAACCAGUCCCUGCCCGACGCCGUUCGCGUCAAGGGAGUCCUCCUCACUGGCUGGAUCGCCCGCAGUAGAAAGAAGGCCUUCUUGAAGCAAAAUCUUCUGCAGCCAGUGUUGGAGGCGCUGUUCCAGCUGAUGGCGGCGCCAUCUGCGAUGGAAGAGGAGGAGGAGGCGUACUUCAACGCCGACGCCGAGUCCACGACGCCACAGUUGUGCGCCUCGCAGACCCUGGACACGCUUGCCCUUUCCCUGCCACCUGACAAGCUCAUUCCGGCCCUUGCGCAAUUCAUCGAGCCGGCCCUGCAGGGCGAUGACGUGUAUAGGAAGAAGGCUGCUUACCUGGCCCUGUCGGUGAUUGCCGAGGGCUGCACUGAGUACAUCAGGACCAACUGCCUGGAGAACUUUGUCCAGUGCAUCGGCACUGGCAUCACAGACGAGUCCACUGUCGUCAGAAAUGCCGCCCUUUUUGCCCUUGGACAGUACUCUGAAUACUUGCAGCCGGACAUCACGAGGUUCGCGCCUCUGCUGAUGCCGAUCCUGUUCACGUACCUGGAGCAGCUGUGCGCUGGUCUGGAGGCGAACGGCAAGGAGCCAUCCGGCGUGGACCGCAUGUUCUACGCGCUGGAGACGUUCUGCGAGCAGCUCAACAACGACCUGCUGCCGUACCUGCCAAUCCUGAUGCAGCGCCUCAUGACAACCCUCGAGCCCCGCUUCUCGGUGCACCUGCGCGAGCUCGCCCUCAGCGCCGUCGGCGCCACCGCCAACGCUGCAAAGGAAAAGAUCCUGCCCUACUACCCCCACAUCAUCGAGGUCCUCAAGACCUUCCUCACUGUUGACUCUACUGAUGACACAAGACCACUCCAGAUUCAAGCAUUGGACACGCUGGCAAUUCUCAGUCGCAGCGUCGGUGCAGAAACGUUCAAACCUCUGGCGUGGGACAGCAUCAACUACGCCAUCCAGCUGGUGAAAAACAGCGGCGAGGAGGCCGACCUGCGCAAGGCGUCGUACGGCUUGUUCGCCGCGAUCUCAACCGUCCUCAAGACGGAAAUGUCGCCAGCGCUCAAGGAAAUCGUGCCUUUCCUCAUUGAGAGCAUCAAAAGCAAGGACGGCAUUGUUGCGCAUUUCAAAGAAGAUGCGGACAAAGUUUACCCAGUUUAUGAGGAAGUGAAGGAAGAUCUGGAGGAGGAAGACAUUGAUGGCGAGUUUACAGACGAUGAGGACGUCUGCUCAGACAUAGUUGGUUACGAUUUGAAAAAUGACUUCACGGAAGAGUCUGAGGAGGCGUGCUUGGCCCUGAAAGAAAUCGCAGCUGAAGUUGGGGAGGCGUUUGCGCCUUAUCUGAAGGACUGCUUCCCUGUGGUCUACUCGGCGCUCAACUACCCCCAUGAGAGCGUCAAGAGCGCCGCCCUCUCAGCCGCUGUCCAGAUUACAAUCAACUGGUCCAAGAUUCCCACUCCUGAGGCUGCUAACGAGGUCAAUGAUAUUCUGUUGAGCCUGGUGCCAAAGUGUGCUGAGCUGAUCCACUUCGACCCUGAGUACAGCGUCGUGAUGGCAGCUUUGGAGGUUUACUCUGACCUGCUGAAGGAGCUGAAAGGCGUCGUGCUUCAGGGCGAGGGCCACCAGGAGGCCAUUAUUAACUGCAUCACCACCGUCUUGAACAAUGAGACUGAGUGUCAGAAGCAGGAGGGUCAGGGUGACGAUGAGGAGGAUGAGCUAGAGGAAGACGAUGACGACGAUGAAAACGACGCCGAGCAAGACAUGAUGCUGUUUGAAUACGCGUCAGAGGUGCUCAAUCCGCUCGGACACGCCAUGCCCAACGAUGAGUUCGGAUUCGUCUUCAAAAAACUCCUGCCCACCCUCAUCAACAAAACUAAAAAGAAGUGGACCAUUGGCCAGAGGUCGUUCAGCACGGGCGUGAUUGCCGAGUGCAUGGAGCCGCUGGGGGCUGCCCAGAUUGCCAACUUUUCCGGCCAGCUGAUGCCCCUGCUGCUCAAACUGGCGCAGGACUCAGUGCCUGACGUCCGAAACAACUCUAUCUACGCCAUUGGCGAAAUGGCCUACCAUGGCAAAGAUCCCAUUUACAGGUACUACCCUGAAAUUCUGCAAACCCUUUCCGCCGUGAUACCAAAGAACGACAAUGGGCCACACGUGCUGGACAACAUCUGCGGUGCCAUAGCCCGGCUCAUCGUCACCAACGUCAAAGCAGUUCCUUUGGAUCAGGUGUUUCCUGUGUUCAUGAUGCAUUUACCGCUGCGAGAAGACUACGGCGAGAUCAAGCCCAUCUUCGAGUGCGUCUCCUUGCUGUACCAAAUGGGUUCGCCGCAGCUUGCCGCCAACCUCGACAAAGUCAUCAUUACAGCUGCGGAUGUCGUCGGCACUGACAAGGUUCCUAAAGAGGUGUCGGUCGACAUCGUCUCGCUGCUGAAGACCAUGCAGAAGGAUUUCCCAGACAAAUUCGCGGCGACUGCCGCCGCCCUGGAGCCUGAAGCCGCCGUCAGGCUCCAAAAUGCAUUUGAAGGUUGAGAAGUCGUCGAUUUUGCGUAUACGCUGUAUGUGUGCCUUACUUAAUUUAUCCGCGGUUGAAGAAAGAAGGAAAGAAAGUAAGAAAAAGGCACGCCAUCUAGACCACCUUUGAUUACAUACUGGAAAGGAUCAAAUUAAUAAAAUUGCUAAAAGGAAA